Molecule: messenger RNA, 749 nt
Organism: Cladophialophora immunda
Lineage: Eukaryota; Fungi; Ascomycota; Eurotiomycetes; Chaetothyriales; Herpotrichiellaceae
Exons: 3
Coding region: 141-749 (202 amino acids)
Source: RefSeq, a predicted model, not a curated record
CGAGUUUCUCUCUCCCCACCAUUGCCUCCAGCCGCUAGCUCUUCUGUCACCGUUACUGUUCUCCCACCAUUCUCACGAGCUGCCCUUCCGACGAUGACCAUGGGCGGCCUGAACACCACGACCGGCCAACUGUGGGCCUGAUGCGAAGGAUUAUGAGAGAGGAACAGAUGCUGAAGUUUAGAAUGUCCGCGGCAGACGGAAAUACCCAUCCAAGACACAGAAAGAUCAAGAUCGAGCUUUAUGCCGCUAUAUCCUCGAGUGCUGCCUUGGUCAGGGUUCUUCUGAUCAACGGCGCUACCUUGCUUCCUUUUGGCGCAAUGGAGCCUAACGACAACACAGGGUUUGGCCGUGCCAAUCUCGCCAACUCGCUCACAAUUGUACAGGGUGAAGCUGGCACAGGCAGAAUUGAGCAUACCUUCGAUGCCACGCACGGCAAUCCAUUCAUCCAUUCCUUCAAUUGCACGGAGGUAUCCGACUUCAAAGUGACUCUUGUGUGGUCGGAUCCCCCUGGCCCCAAGAUUCAGAACCAACUUACCCUGCAAGUCACCAGCUCCGCUCAACCAGAUAUCAAGCGACUAGACCCCGCCAGGGGUCCGCAAUUGAACAUCGUCCAGCAGGUGCUCUGGUACAAGAUGCCCCCUGGGACUGUGGCCAUGAAAGUCCAAUACGAAAAAUCCGCCCGAGAGCGGCGGGCGACAUUCCUGGCCAUCAUGGUGUGCCCUGUUGUGAUUGGUGGAGCAACGAGCUAA